Aspergillus chevalieri is the source of this 1506-nucleotide messenger RNA. RefSeq lists its product as uncharacterized. Gene Ontology annotation, cellular component: membrane. The transcript is spliced from 2 exons. The coding region runs from base 1 to 1506 and encodes 501 amino acids. The record is from RefSeq and is a predicted model, not a curated record. Lineage: Eukaryota; Fungi; Ascomycota; Eurotiomycetes; Eurotiales; Aspergillaceae.
AUGGAGCAAGACACCACCAACAUCUCCCUCAUCGACAACACCCUCCCCCCAGAAUUCCAACAACAGGACCCCGACCUUUUCCGUCGAACGUCCACAACCCUCUCUAGGAGUUCUUCUGCCCGACGAUGGUCCAGGCCCUCGGUCAGGGGUGAACUCCAGAAACGGAAAUAUGCAAAGUGGCAGCCGCAUAAGUUGGGGCUCACGGAUGAUGCUCCUGGAGGUAAUGAUAAUAAUGGAAAUGGGAAUGGAAGUGGGCAAGAUUCGCGGCGGAUGUCUUUAGCGGAUGCGCGACGGUGCUCUACGACAGAUGGGUUGAGUACAGGGGAGAGCGGGCCGUCGAGGAAUGCGAGCGUCGAUGCGACGGAUUUUGGCAGUGAUGGGAUCGAUAAUAUUAUCACCAACGGGACGAACGGCAACAGUAGUACCAACGGCAGUGGCAAUGCCCACGGACAGCAACCCAGCAUCAAACCCACCAGCGAACUAGACAUCCUCUACGAAAACCAGCGCGGCUGGUUCCUCUUCGGAAUUCCUCUCUACUCACACAGCUCACUCCUCAACUUCGAUCCCAGCGCAUGGGUGACCCGCGACCUAAAAGAUAGCCCUGUCAACAUCACCAAUGCACAACUCCCCGACCCCAGCUGGGAAUGGGCCUGGCAGACCUGGUACGUCGAUAUGUCGAGCGACGUCGACGAGCAAGGGUGGCAGUACUCGUUUUCCUUCUCCUCCUCUGCAUGGCACGGCUCACAUCCGUGGUUUCACUCGUUCGUCCGUCGACGACGAUGGGUCAGAUUACGGGUGAAGCGCGCUUCGAUGGAGAGGUAUCGUGGUCGGACUGGGUUUGAAGAGGCGCAUAUGCUUACGGCGGAUUACUUCACUAUUCACUCUGGGAGGAAGAAGAGGGUUUCUAGUGUUGCAGAUAUGUCACGUGUGCCGUCGACGUAUGUUUCGGGGCAGGGGCCGAAGGAUGAAGUGCCGCCGUUGGAUGAGAUUGGGAAUAUACCGACUUUGAUGUAUGCGCUGAAAAGUGCUAUCGUGGACCGGGAGAAGAUCGAUGCAUUGAAGCGGUUUAUCGAUGAGGGAGGCGAUGAAAUCUACUAUCUAGACGAAAAGAUCCCCGAAAUAAUGUCCAUCUUCGUCUUCCAAACCUCCCGCUGGCAAUUCCUCACCCACCUUCUAACCACCAUAACCACCCUCUCCCAAAUCAUCCCCCAAAAAACCGGCAAAGAAGCCAUCGAACUGCAACGCAAACAAGAAAACCUCGCCAAAGCCGCCGAGGCCAUCCGCAACAACAUCACCGGCCCCGAACUCGUCGCGGACCACCACCACAUGCUCGAUUUGACACCGAUAUCGAAGUCAAAGGAGGGGAGUCUGCUGUCGAAGAGGAGUAGUGUUAAGGUGAAGGAUUUGGAAAAUGUGAGGCCGGUGGGUAAUGGGGGGGUUAUCAAGGGGAUUCCGAAGGAGGCAGAGGUUGGGAGAGAGGGGCAUAUUUAUCAGUAUACGUCUUAG